Messenger RNA from Saprolegnia diclina VS20, 219 nucleotides. RefSeq lists its product as hypothetical. The transcript has a single exon. Bases 1 to 219 code for a protein of 72 amino acids. NCBI's taxonomy places the organism in Eukaryota, Oomycota, Saprolegniomycetes, Saprolegniales, Saprolegniaceae. The record is from RefSeq and is a predicted model, not a curated record.
AUGAUCCGCAACCUCGUCAAGUACCCGUCCCGCGUCCGUGAGCUCCAGGCCCGCUUUAACGCCCACCCGAACCUCCACGGCGCCGAGAACCCGACGUACACGAAGGGCGCGAACGACAAGGCCGUCAACACGGCCGCUGCCGUCCUCUUCGGCCUCGGUAUGGCCCAGACGCUCCGCGGCUGGUGGAACAUGUCGUGGGGCCAGGGCAAGAAGGAGUAA